AUGAGUGAAGAGUCACACGUAACGCUGGCCAUCUGGUCUCACUCGCAUGCGCCUCCGUUGAUACCGGCUGCGGAGAUCAGCUUUGAUUUGCGAAGGGUAACAAACCCACCGAAGCACAUUAGAGACAGUUAUGAUGGUCGUUCGAAGAGGUUGCGGGAGCAUCUUCUUCAUGACGCCACGUUCGUCAACCUGCUGCAGUCUGCCAUGGAGGAGAUCUUGAAAGUUGCGAAUAUUCGACACGACGAUGAAGUUUUGGAGCAAGCAUCUCAUCCAGAAGAAACCGGCUUCGUGGCUGGUGCUGAAACGACGACGAGCUCUUCACCACCAGCCACCGGCCCGUCGAAUCGCACAACACGCGAGGACAACCCCAGUGACGAUGACACUCGCGAAGCUGAAAACGCCGAUGAUGAGGAGGCGCAGGCACAGACAGCCUCGCAGACCACCGAAUACGACUCCGACCAGGAAGAACCCGACUCUUCGUCUGGGGAAAUUGAGCCGGGAGAGUCAGAGUCAGAGUCAGACUCGUCGCGAUUACUCCGCAUCAGCUGUUUCUGCGAACGAGGACGGCACCGGAGCGUCGCAUUUGCGGAGGAGUUGGGCAGGAUGGCGUGGCCGCGGGGAUGGGAUGUGUUGGUGCGGCAUAGAGAUGUGGAUGGUCAAGGAGGAGGGAAGAAGAGGAGGAAUGGGCGGUCGGGCCGUGAGGAUGGGAGGAGAGGCGGUAAGAGGGGGCUUGCAUUCGGCUUCGGUCCGGAUGGGGAUGAGCCGUGA
Molecule: messenger RNA, 768 nt
Organism: Zasmidium cellare ATCC 36951
Lineage: Eukaryota; Fungi; Ascomycota; Dothideomycetes; Mycosphaerellales; Mycosphaerellaceae
Exons: 1
Coding region: 1-768 (255 amino acids)
Source: RefSeq, a predicted model, not a curated record